AUGGAGAGAAUGAGGAAGGAGCUAGAUAACCAGAUAGAGAGAAUGGAACAAGAACAGGAAGAGAAGGGAGAGGAGAUGGAGAGAAUGAGGAGAGAAUCAGAAUACAGUGCAGAAAGAAUGAGACGAGAACUGGAAGAGAAGGAUGGAGAGAUGGAGAGAAUGAGGAGAGAAUCAGAAUACAGUGCAGAAAGAAUGAGACGAGAACUGGAAGAGAAGGAUGGAGAGAUGGAGAGAAUGAGGAAAGAAAUAGACUACAGGAACGAAGAGAUGGAAAGAAUGAGGAAGGAGCUAGAUAACCAGAUAGAGAGAAUGGAACAAGAACAGGAAGAGAAGGGAGAGGAGAUGGAGAGAAUGAGGAAGGAACUAGAAGACAGGUUAGACAGAAUGGAAAAAGGACUAGAAGAGAAGAAUAGAGAGAUUGAAGAACUGAGUGAAAGGGUAGAUCAUAUAGAAAUGAUGAGGCAGCUGGGAGAGAGGAAGACACAGACCGGACGCUGGAGGCAGGGGUUGGAUAGAAGUAUAGAAAGAUUGAGACAUGAACUGGGAGAGAAGAAUGAACAGAUUGGAAAGUUUAGGCAUGAAUUAGAUUUCAGAACGGAGAUAAUGAGACGAGAACUGGAGGAGAAGAAUGGAGAGAUGGAAAGACUGAGGGAGGAGUUGAGUUUCAGGGUAUUGAUAAUCACACAGCUGGGAGGGAGGAGUGGAGAGAUGGAGCGAUUGAGGCAGGAGCUGGAUUACAGGAUUGAAAGACAGAGACAAGAACUUGGAGAGAAGAACCAGCAGAUGGGGAGAUUGAGGCAGGAGCUGGAUUACAGGAUGGAGAUGUUGAGAUUAGAACUGGAGGAAAAGGGUAAAAUGAUAAACAGAAUUAGAUGGGGUCUGUAAAAAUAAAAAAAGGUAGAUAUAGAGCUCUGGGGCCUCAUGUACUAAAGGUAUAUAUUAGGGGUGUCACGAUUCUCUAAAUCCUCGAUUCGAUUUUAUUUUCGAUUUUAGGGUCACGAUUCGAUUCUCGAUUUUCUUUUUUUUACAGCAGAGAGGCUUAUUUCAAAAGGUGGGCUUGAUAUAAGUGAUGCAAAGUGAUACAAGUGAUUUGUAAUACACCACAUUAUGCACUAAUGGUUAAAUUUAGUGGCUUUUUUUGGUAGCAGCAGUGUGCACUAUUAAAACAGCAAUGUGCAACAUAACAAAAUAAAUAAUAAAAAAAUACAGGAACAGUCAUGUACCAAAUAAUAUGUCAUGCUCACGGUCAGAUGUACUAAAUGUGACUUGAACGGCACUUUCAUUUCAGGCGUACGUAUGUUUUUUGUAUGUAUGUAAUGUGUUUUUGUUAUUUGGCGACACUUGAAAUGACAACUAUUAAGAUAUCCUUUACGCACACACAGUAGUAGUAAGCCAUUAGUGGGUAAAGUAAAGUAAAUUAAUCAGACAAUUAAACAGUAAAUUAUUCAGAUAGUUUCAUUGGCUUACUGAUAUAAUCUUUUAAAGUGUUUCCACUUAGCCUAGAUUAUAUAAACAUGAUGAAAUGUUGUGCUGGAGUUGUUGGAGAUGCAGCGUUGGCAUUAUUGAAAGAUAUUGCUAAUGGCCGAAUCCGAUGACGACUGGCUUGUAAAUCGUUUCAGAUUCCAAGAGCAUGGUUGGGUUGGGAUAAGAUUAUAAGCUGAGUACUUGACGGGUCGCUUCUCGGUAAGAAGCAACUCAUUUAAAGCAUUUAAAUGAAAGCAUAUAUUAUCCAGCUUAGAAUAAUUAAUUUGAAAUAUGGGCAAUUAUUAAAUUACUUAUAAGACAGCGGCUACGCUAUGCGCCUUGCAACACUUUCUUGAUGAGCAAAUUAUACUCUAGCAUAUUAUUAUUAUUAUUAUUGUUAUUAUUAUUAUUAUAACAUUAUACUCUGCGUAAUUGAGGGAGGAGUCAUGGCAGGUGUGAUGUGUUCGUGCACUUGUGCUUAAUUUCGAGUUGAUUGUGAUGUACUAAGAGAAAGUACGUGGGAUUCUGCCUACACACAGUUUGAUAAAUCCGUAUUUUUUGUGCGUACGGAACUUUUCAGGUCUGAGUGUACGCAACAUUUAAGUAGGAAGUCCACGCAAGUCUUAGUACAUGAGGCCCCUCGUCCUUACUUGAGAUUCAUUUCCAUUUCAAAGAUACAAGAUUAAGAGAUUGUCUUCAUAUUUGAAGAACCUCUUUCACCAGAUUAACCGCUACAAGAAUUUCUUUAGACUCAUAAAAAGGUCACAUAAAAGGGUGUUUCGAGGUCUUUGAACUUUUGUUUCCUUUUUGCAUUUCGUUGAAACCAACGCAAACAAAACAUGGACUUUGGGAACGGCUGCGUUUCCAGCACAGGAAAAUCACAGAAACCUCCAAGAUCAG
Molecule: messenger RNA, 2364 nt
Organism: Astyanax mexicanus (Mexican tetra)
Lineage: Eukaryota; Metazoa; Chordata; Actinopteri; Characiformes; Acestrorhamphidae
Product: golgin subfamily A member 6-like protein 7
Exons: 1
Coding region: 1-885 (294 amino acids)
Source: RefSeq, a predicted model, not a curated record